This is a messenger RNA of Heterobasidion irregulare TC 32-1, 3608 nucleotides long. RefSeq lists its product as uncharacterized. Gene Ontology annotation, molecular function: protein tyrosine/serine/threonine phosphatase activity. The transcript has 9 exons. Bases 1 to 3054 code for a protein of 1017 amino acids. Gene Ontology annotation, biological process: nuclear DNA replication; protein dephosphorylation. The record is from RefSeq and is a predicted model, not a curated record. Lineage: Eukaryota; Fungi; Basidiomycota; Agaricomycetes; Russulales; Bondarzewiaceae.
AUGGCCUCUGUCCCAUCCGACAACCCUGCCGCCGUCACCGUUCACGGUCUCUCCUAUCCCCCCGCAUUCCUCUCCUCGCUCCCCGUCCUCCUCCCUCGACCCUCUCCCCACACUCCCAUCCGCGCCCUCUCUGCAUCCCAAUUCGCCGAUCUCCAUCUCCGCGCCCUCCUUUCUCAUGCCCCCGACGCUGCUCUCUUCCCCUUCCUCCACGGCCUCGAGGGCGACAACGAGGCCCAAAACCUCUUUUUCGCCUCUCCCCGCCAUGCCCCUGGCUCCGUUCCCGUUCCCACAUUCCGUGGUCUCGUUUGGGUCGCCGCUGACGACGAUGACGACGACGACGACACAAAUCCUGCUUCCUCUCGCAUCGCUUCCGCGUUUGCGUCCGACGACGACGACGACGACGACGAUGAGGACUUUGAUGAAGACUUUAGUUCGUCCGACCUCGAUGCGCCGGACCCCGCACGCAGCAGCUCCUCUAGCAGCGCCGCUUCCUCCCUCUCUGCCAGUGACUCCCCCUCCACUCCUGCCACCUCCGUCGCCGCAUCCCCUCCCCCCUUCUCUCCUGCAUCGUGCUCUCCGCUGCCCUCGCCUGUCGUGGCAGCCACCCACAAGUUCCCUGCGCACAGGACAGAGCCCGCGCUUCUUACCUCGUCCUUCCGCGCUCAUGAGAUCCUGCGCGAUGGCCCUGGCCCCGAGCACCCCCACGAAUUCAUCCACCCGUGCGUUCCAGAAGGCAUCUCCUUGAGGAACUUUGGUAUCCAAGUCGUCAGUCUUCUCUUUGCCAUUUUUUCCCUUGUUUCAUCACUUUUCCGAUUAUCGCCUUUGUCUCCUAUCUACGCGACUCUCUCUGAUAUCGUUGUCUACUCUCCUACUGGAUCCUCCCGCGCCGCCUUUGCCCUCGCCGAGAAGCUCAAGUGCGCUGUCGAGGCCAAAGCCACACCCACGGAACAGUUGGAGCUUGGGCCUGUCGCGUACAACGUGUUUGUGCUUCAGGCAACGCUGCCCGAAAUGCGUGCGGCCUUGCCCCACCUACUGAGCCGUGUCACUGAUGCGCCGUGCUCUUGCUCCAUGUCUCGCCCUCAUCCAGCACGCACCAGCGCCAAAUUGAAGCACAUGCUGCUCAAGGCGAACACCAUCAACUUUGCGCAGCGCGAGCGGGAUGAAAUGAGAGAUCUCACCAGAGCGAGCGAGAUUGUCUCUGUCGACCCGUCUUCGAAUCAUGGUUCUCACUCUCCCAUCGCUCGCAAUACCCAUGCGCACACCAACGGGGUUGCCAACGGACGCGCCGACGCCACUGCUCGCACACACCAAGACGAUGGCCCGCGUCCGUGGAUUGCCUCCCUUGGUCAAGUAUUCCUUGGCAACGCGAGUGACGUCCCGCUCCCGCCCUCCGCCUCCCCCUCGUCAUCGACAGACAUGCUCGGUGUCCAGAACUCUGACCUCGCGGACUCGUUCGCGAACGCAGACAACGAUCCCGAGCGCGGACGCGGAUUUGACAUUUGCAUAGAGUGCCACGAUCGCGCGCCUACCCCGACUCCAGAGCAUCUGAGAGCUGCAGAGGCGCAUCUGCGGGCGUUAGAUGACCAAUGGGUCGAGCGUUGCCGUAAGCAAAGGGGGCUAGGACUGGGAGUCAAGGUAGCGCACACCGGUGACGUCGCCAUCGUGGACGGCGAACUGGUGACCCCGCCGCGCCCAGCGCCCAGUGCGCAGUCGGUUGUGCACCUCCCGUUUCCGAGCGCCCCUAUCACCGCGGGUGCAGCGGUCACCGCUUUGGUACCGUUUGUUGAGUUCUUACAGCGCGUUAUCUGCCCGUCAGUUGAAGAGCGGGAUGCAUUAGGACGCUCCGUAGGAGCGAAUAAGGGGAAGAAGGGCAGGUUGACCAGGGGUGCGAAGGUGUUAAUCUACAGCUCGGACGGGUAUACGGAGUCGAGCGUGUUGGCCCUGUGUCUUUUAAUGGCAGUCAAGGGGAUCUCUUUGCCAGAGGCGUACUUGGAGUUACAGGUGGCCAAAAAACGCAGUUUUUUUGUGUACCCGACUGACAUCCACGUCCUCAAACGUGUCGAGCAGCGCCUCGUGGAGGACCACUUUGUUCCCGGUCACGGCCAUGGCUACAGCUUUCCUCCUGUUCCUGGCGACGGUCACGUUGGCGCACGUCUGUUUGCGCAUUCCGCCCACCGCCGGUCUUCUGCCUCCAGUCACGCGACCGGGACUGUGUCUGCUUCUGCGCCUACCUCCGUUCAUACCCUGUCCGCGUCGUACGAGGAACAGCAUACGAGGAGCGGUAGUGGCGGAGGACGGCCCCGCGCCAGCACGAGCCCCCUGCUGCCGUCGCUCGCUGCCGACCACCAGGUCUGGUUCGACGACCCGCGGUUCGACGGGAGCUUUCCAAGCCGCGUGCUCCCGUUCUUGUACCUCGGAAAUCUGAACCAUGCUUCGAAUGCAUAUAUGCUGCACGCUCUAGGUAUUACGCAUGUCGUCUCAGUCGGCGAGUGCGCGUUGGUGCCACCACCCGAGGCUGGGAUGGGUGACAGUGGUUGUCCGAGUACGGGUGGAACGAGUGCUGCCCGACCAACAUUCAUCCCCGGGCAUCACCAAACCCGUUUGCGCAGAGGGUCGCUGUGGACCGAGGAACGCGAGGGGCGCAUAAAGGUGUUGGAUAUCAAGGGAGUAUGUGACGACGGGAUCGACACACUCGAGCCGCAACUGGGUCCAAUUUGCGAAUGGAUUGACCGCGCGCGAAGCGAAGGCGGGAAUGUGCUUGUGCAUUGCCGGGUGGGCGUAUCACGCAGUGCAACGGUUACCAUCGCAUAUGUGAUGAAGUACCUUUCCCUUCCCCUCGUCGACGCCUAUCUCAUCGUGCGCUCACGACGGCUGUCGGUGUUGAUCCAGCCGAACAUGCGCCUGCUGUACAACCUGUGUGGGUGGGAGAUCAAACUCGCCCGUGAACGAGCAGGCGAUGACAGCGAGCGCCUCAAAGCUGAGCUUGCACCUUGUCUCAACUGGCCGUUCCUUGCACGGGAGGUCCAUGCGCUCAACGAGAAGUACUUACAUUGAACUGUCUCUGCGCUCGUGGUGUUUUUUUUUUUUUUGUAUCCGCGACUAUUCCUCUGGGGCUGCAUACAUCGUCAUCCUUCCAUCCAACUCAAACAAUGACGCAAGAGCAUCAUCGGCGUACAUUUUUAAUCUGGCGAGUCGCCGUUCAUUGCCGCCGCCUCUUCGAGCGCUUCGUGCUGUUCCAUAUCUUGUACCUUAGCUUGCAUACACUAUGCGCAUGCCUUCCAUCACUCCAACCCGCCCCAUACAUGCAUCUUCAUUUUCCUUCAUUUUCAUUUUCCCAUCCUCCCUCACCUAUCCCCCCAUCCCUUUCCCAUCGUCUUCCGUUCCAAACUCUACGUCCACCUCCCUCUUCCAUCCCUCCCUCCUCACCUGCCAUAUGUUCCUUCUUCUGCACCCCAACCGCUCUCGCUGUCCAUCGUUUGUUCCAUUUGUGUGCACUAUACAUGUCCUGUCUCAUACGCUGUUCCCGACUUCCCCGUGCCUCCCUGUGUGUAUAUUACGAUCAGUCUUCUCUUGAACGGUUAUGACAUAUGUGCCUUUGUUCUUCGUCC